AUGAAGGUUUUAAAUUGUUUAGUUUUCUUAUUAUUAUCAGUUUAUUGUGUCGCUUCAAUUAAAAUCGGAUCAAAUACUGGUACUAGUCAUCAAACCAAAUCAUGCUUUGACUCGAUCGAUGGUUUUUCAACUGGAUUCGAAGCAGUAUCAUACAAUACAUACUAUCCAGGCCAAUCAGGAAAAUUUGAACCAUUAUCAUAUUCAGAAAAUGGGUAUCAAACUGUAGAUUUUAAUGCUCAAUCAAUGUUCAUAGAUUUCGAAAUCAAUAUUGAAGGAGGUCAGCAAAUCGGAAAACUUUGGGGUUUCUCCCAAAAUAAAACCCAAUAUGUUGUUACCACCAUCAACAAUAAUGACUAUUGUAUUGAACAACCAUUACAAUUUGCUAUUCCAUCAUCCAUCCCGGAUAGCUCCAAAGUUGGUACUGUAGUUUUAGGUAAUACCGUCUGUGAUGUAUAUCAUAUCGUUGAUUCAAUCACUGGUAACUACACUUCACAAUAUGCUAUUGUAGACCAAGCCACCUGUGCUCUUAUGAGCUCCACUGUUAAAAAUCAACCAAACACUACCAUAGGCUCUGCAGUUAUAAACUUUUUCGAUUACCAACCAAAUGUAGAUACCCAAUCACUUCAAUUACCAUCAAUUUGUAUCACUAAUCCAAUUAUCCCAACAAAUUCCCCAACAUCCGUACCAAAAUAUUUAGGUCAUUUUAAUUUAUUUAAAAAUUAA
Dictyostelium purpureum is the source of this 723-nucleotide messenger RNA. RefSeq lists its product as uncharacterized. Bases 1 to 723 code for a protein of 240 amino acids. NCBI's taxonomy places the organism in Eukaryota, Evosea, Eumycetozoa, Dictyosteliales, Dictyosteliaceae. The transcript has a single exon. The record is from RefSeq and is a predicted model, not a curated record.